AAUAAUUUGAUCAAAUAUUCAGUCCACAUACAUUACGUGCCCAGCUGACCCAGCUGCAACACUUGGUAUAAAACUUCCAUUCUUGGUUUUGAUUGUCAAGAAUCUAAAGAAGUAUUUCACAUUUGAGAUUCAAGUUUUGGAUGAUAAGAAUGUCAGACGACAAUUUCGAGCCUCAAAUUUUCAAGUGUGCUGUCACUCGGGUAAAGCCCUACAUGUGCACUAUGCCACUGAGAAUGGAUGAGGGGUGGAAUCAAAUCCAGUUUAACCUGGCUGAUUUCACCAAGAGAGCAUAUGGUACUAAUUAUGUGGAGACACUGCGAGUUCAGGCACAUGCAAACUGUCGCCUGAGAAGGAUUUACUUCUCUGACCGCCUCUACUCUGAAGAGGAACUCCCUCCAGAGUUCAAAUUGUACCUUCCAAUGCAGAAAUCAUGAAAAAAUGGGAGUUUGGAGUUGUAGCCUGGAGAAAUUGAUGUGAUUUUAUAUGUGUACUACAUAUAGUUAUACUAGUUGACUUUAUUCUAAACUUUGUAUCUAUGUUGUGCUAGAUUAAUAUUGCUCGUUCCAGUAACAUUAAGUUGUGUUCUGAUGCUUGUCUCUAAUAUUGGAAGUUGACUUUGAUGAUGAUUCA
This is a messenger RNA of Glycine soja, 630 nucleotides long. Its product is annotated as cilia- and flagella-associated protein 20-like. The record is from RefSeq and is a predicted model, not a curated record. Bases 141 to 434 code for a protein of 97 amino acids. Lineage: Eukaryota; Viridiplantae; Streptophyta; Magnoliopsida; Fabales; Fabaceae. The transcript is spliced from 3 exons.